AUGAAAUGUGAAACAAAUUGUACGCCGGCGUUCUCCAUUAAAUCAUUACAGCCAUGUGCGCAAAUAUGUCUUCCACCCCGAUUAUGUGCCUUUUGUGUCCGUUCAUGUCAUUCCAAAAUGUUUAAACAAUUAUAUGAACGGGGUGAUUUGCCAUGUUCUAUACUGCAUGUUGCAGACGGUCAACGAGUGAAAUGGGCUGUAGUCGAUAUUGAAAAAUUAAAUAUUGACUAUUAUUUACCCAUAUUUACUGAUGGCCUCUGUGAAACAAAAUAUCCGUAUCAUUUUAUAGCAAAACAAGGUAUAUUAGAUCUUAUUGAACGUGCUUCACAUAAAAUCGAUUUAGGUACAUUAUCGAAAAUGAUUGUUCCAUUAAAGCGUGCACUUUAUACACGCAAUUCAAUGAUAUUUCGAAGUGUUCUACUCGUAUUACAGAAGUUAGCAUCAGGAAAUGAUGGUGGAAUUGGUGCUGGAUUGGUUCCGUAUUUUAAUGAAUUGUUACCAAUGAUUAAUGCAUUUAAAGAACGGAUCCAACAACGAAAAAGUGAUGAUUGUAGAUGUGAUCGAGUUGAUUAUGGACAACGAAAUAAAUUGGAUUUAGGACGUCUUAUUGAUGAAACGUUAUUGACACUCGAAACAUAUGGAGGUCAAGAUGCAUUCAUUAAUAUUAAAUUUUCUGUACCAACGUACGAACAACAAAUAGAUCCAAAAUCGUAUACUACAGCACAAAUAUUCACUGCUAUUCAGCCACCAAUAGGGAGACAAAAAGAAACUGAAGUACAAACGUCAACAUAA
Didymodactylos carnosus is the source of this 792-nucleotide messenger RNA. The record is from the annotation of a GenBank genome assembly. NCBI's taxonomy places the organism in Eukaryota, Metazoa, Rotifera, Eurotatoria, Philodinida, Philodinidae.